Messenger RNA from Paraglomus brasilianum, 1332 nucleotides. NCBI's taxonomy places the organism in Eukaryota, Fungi, Glomeromycota, Glomeromycetes, Paraglomerales, Paraglomeraceae. The record is from the annotation of a GenBank genome assembly.
AUGUCUAUACCUACGUUUACACAGCAACUGCCUUUACAACAACCACUGUGGAUACAAAUUGAAGGCACAGAGGCUACAGCGCUCCCUGCUGAGUUGCUAUCGUGCUCCAACUUGGACCGUCUCGCACCCAAACUCUGUGAAAAGUAUAAGGAAGUACUCAAAAACACCUCCCCACUGGUGCUCAAAUUCAUUUUUGACAACCAAGAGCUUCGCCGAGACACUAUACUUUCGAGUCUCAGCACGACUGGUGGCACACCUCUCGUCAUUCGCUACCCGUUGUCAGGUCGCAAGUUCCGUUUUCGCUUCCACCUGUCAAGAAGUUCGUUCAAAAAAGACUUUCCACACACAACCGGGCUUUGGUGCCUUGUGAAUGAUGCAAUUUUUACGAAGUGGCCCAAUGAAAUUCAAGAUAACAUGAUCUACCUCACUGAAAGUGGUAGAGGGAAUGACAAGAUCGAAAUUACCAGUGAUUUCGAUCUUCUUACUUAUAUUGAAGAAAACGGAAAAAAUGAAAUCAGUUUUUCUGUCCAUAUAAGAGGUAAAAUACCAUUUAGUGACUGGCAAUGGAGAGAUAUUUUGGACCUUAUAAAAGCUGAAUGGCCAUCUUACAGCUAUAUACCCCCUAUGUCAUUCGACGGGCUUCCACAAGAAAAUUUGUCAGAAAAAGAGAUUAAUUUACUACUUGACGAACUUAAGAAAAAUAUAAUUGCUUUUCAAAACAUCGCGGAGAAUGAAAUGACCUGCAGGGAAUUUAUAUCUCCUUUUCUCACAGCAGCCGUCAGCCAUUUUCAAACUGUGGAAAAAGAUCUUCGACUUCAUGCUGAAGACUUUCUUAACGGAACUCGGGCAUAUGGUCCUAUAGAUUAUACAAUAAGAUCUGGUGGUUUAAUUGUCUGUGUCACAGAAGUGAAAAAAGAUGACACUUUUGAGAAGGGAGUGGCACAAAACAUAGCACAAAUGCAUAGUGCUGUGGAGAAAUUAGGGAAACGCAAAGCAGAUGUCCUUUCAGAGUCAGGAUCAAUGGCAGAAAUGAAGUCGAGAAAACCCUCCCAAUGCAGCAACAGUCAUUCUGAGUCAGAGCAAGAGGAGGUACCAGUUUUAAUGUAUGGCAUUGUAUCCAAUGGGAUAAAUUGGGCAUUUCUUGAAUGGGCAGGACCUUCAGAUGAUGCUACCUUGCAUAUCUCUGCCAGGUUUAUAUGUAGUAUUGAUGCAGAUAGUAUCACUGGUGCAGUGCAGGUUCUAGAGCAUAUUGUAUCCAUUGUCCAAAGCCAAAUUAAUGCUAUCAAGGAUCCUAGCAAUUGCAGACAUGUUAAGAGGGUCAAAUGCCGAUGA